AUGCGUGUGUUUCAUACAAUCAAGGAAGUAGUCAACUGGCGUCGCAACGAUGUUGGUGAUAGGAGAGCCCUGUCAAUUGGGUUUGUGCCCACCAUGGGUGCAUUGCAUGAAGGCCAUGCCACAUUGAUACGUGAAAGCAAGAGCCAAAAUGAUUACACUGUAGUGAGUAUAUUUGUGAACCCAUCACAGUUUGCGCCGGAUGAGGACUUGGACAAGUAUCCUCGGACUUUGGAGAAGGAUAUCGAACUUCUAGAGUCACUCGGAUGUGAUGCUCUGUUUGCACCAAACGCCAGGGAAAUGUACCCACAAGGGAUUCCCCUGGAUGUUCAACAACAACGGGGUCCUUUUGUCAGUGUCCUGGGUGUGAGUGAGAUGCUAGAAGGCAAAACCAGGCCAAAUUUCUUCCGUGGUGUGGCAACUGUGGUUACAAAGUUACUCAACAUUGUUUCUCCCGAUGUGGCAUACUUUGGGCAAAAGGACAUCCAACAAUUUAUUGUCCUGAACACAAUGGUUACUGAACUGUUCAUGAACACAAGAUUAGUUAGAAUGCCAAUUGCCAGGGCGCCAUCUGGAUUGGCUUUAAGCAGUAGAAACAAAUACUUGUGUGAAGAAACCCUUGAAAUAUCUUCUAGUAUUUACAAAGGAUUGAACAAAGCUGCUGAUAUCGUAAAGACAGAGAAGUCUGUUGAACGCUCGGAGUUGGUAAAUGCUAUACAAUCGAUAUGGCAGCCCCACAUCGAUUCCGCCGAUUUCAAAGUUGACUACAUCUCAAUUGCCGACUACACUACAUUGCAUGAACUGAACAAGGUCGACUUACCCAAGAAGCAAGAUCAAGUAGUGAUUAGCUGUGCUGUAUAUGUCACCGAUAGAGCUUCCAAGUCCGUUGUUAGAUUGAUAGACAAUAUAGUCUUGUAA
Molecule: messenger RNA, 915 nt
Organism: Nakaseomyces glabratus
Lineage: Eukaryota; Fungi; Ascomycota; Saccharomycetes; Saccharomycetales; Saccharomycetaceae
Gene: PAN6
Product: pantoate--beta-alanine ligase PAN6
Biological process (GO): pantothenate biosynthetic process
Molecular function (GO): pantoate-beta-alanine ligase activity
Source: RefSeq, a predicted model, not a curated record